Molecule: messenger RNA, 839 nt
Organism: Astrephomene gubernaculifera
Lineage: Eukaryota; Viridiplantae; Chlorophyta; Chlorophyceae; Chlamydomonadales; Astrephomenaceae
Source: the annotation of a GenBank genome assembly
AAUAUGUGACAAGGCAAAGUGUAUUUUCGUUUGCUUUUUGCGCUAAUAGUAUAAGGCUAUACUUAGUUUGAUCUGCUCUCGCUCACCUUGGUACCGGUAAACGAAGAAUGUUGGGGUUAUUGGUUGUAACCCUGUUGACGCUUUCAACAAGCGUAAAAGCGCAGGAUAAGACAUGUGAUGAACUAGGGUUUACACCAGAGCUGGUGUGCAGCGAUUGCGACGUUCUGGCUGAGUAUGUCAAAGAUGCUGAGCUGGCAGAAGACUGCAGAAAAUGCUGCACUAAAGACCCCGUUAGCAAGAGAUACAGCAAAGCAGAGCUGAUCGUCGAUCAGUGGCGCGCCAACGCGCUGCCCCAAAUCAAGGACUUCAUUGACAAGAAGGCCAAGGUGUACGGCAAGCAGCUCAAGGUGUCGUACAGCCCUGGGGCCGCUCCCAGGCUUCGGUUGAAGGGAUCUGCGGGCUCCGAAACCGUUCGAAUUGACAACUGGAAGGCGACCCACAUCGCUGAGUUUCUAAAUGAGCGGUUGGAGGCAGUAGCGGACAGCGAUGGGGGUGUAGCAGCUGCUACAGCUUGAAUGCAUGCGGGAGAUUGCGGGCGCAGCCAGAGCAUUUGACGGUGUGGCCUCUGCUUUCGCAGCUGUAUCCUAAGCUGGCUUAUGGGUCAGGGAAGGCGUGACGAGUAGCCUGAGGUGGAGCGCAGGAGUCGGGCCUUGUGUAUGUUAAGUGCAGAAAUCCGCACGCCUUGUUGUGUGCCAUGUAAUCCCUAUAAGGUCUGUUAGUUGCUUUUGUCUUCACCAUCAUUUGGGAGGUAUCAUGAUACCGUUAGCAUGGUAAGAUAU